AGAACAUGCAACUAGAAACAGAUUCAUAAAGUCUCCAUUCAGAAUAAGCUGAGGUCACGUUUUCCAGACUGAUCGCCGUGCAGGAACGUCUUAUCAUGCGGGGCAGCACGUGGAGAUAGCUCGGAUAUAUGUUGUUCCGGCUAUAUGUAGAAGCCGUAACUGGCCAACAUUUGACUCAUUUUCUAUGAAUUAUAUCGCAUUGAAAUGAGCAUCACCGUUGGGGUUCUCGCCUUGCAGGGCGCAUUCUACGAGCAUGUCCAGCUGCUGAAACAGGCAGCAGCUGAUUCAGCGACAGAGACCAACAGUUCGCCGCAAUGGGAGUUCAUUGAAGUGCGAACCCCGCAGGAAUUGGAUAGAUGCGAUGCGCUUAUCUUGCCUGGUGGUGAGAGCACUACUAUCUCUCUUGUCGCAGCUAGGUCCAAUCUUCUAGAGCCCCUGAGAGAUUUCGUCAAGGUCCAUCGCAAGCCAACUUGGGGAACCUGUGCCGGGUUGAUUUUGCUUGCUGAGUCCGCCAACCGGACAAAGAAGGGCGGCCAAGAGCUUAUCGGAGGUUUAGAUGUGCGCGUAAAUAGAAACCACUUUGGUCGGCAAACUGAGAGUUUCCAAGCGCCCUUGGACCUGCCAUUCCUAAACUCUUGCGGAAAAGACCAGCCUUCUUUCCCAGCUGUUUUCAUCAGAGCACCUGUUGUCGAGAAGAUAUUGCCACACGAAGAGGGUAUCCAAAUAAGCGAGGUUCAAAGAGACGAGACCGUCGUAGCGCCUUCAAAGCACGCGAAAGGCCAGGCGGCUCUGGACGCAAUCGCAACGCAGGUUGAAGUGCUGGCCACACUUCCAGGCAGAGCCGCUAAACUGGCUAGUGAGGGGAGGAACAUCGACGCAGACAAAGAAGCUGGAGAUAUCAUUGCUGUCAAACAGGGAAAUGUUUUCGGGACGAGCUUCCAUCCUGAGCUCACUGGCGACGCCCGGAUACAUGCAUGGUGGCUGCGCCAAGUCGAGGAGUCCGUGAAAAAGAGGAAGGGGACAGAGCAACGCUAUUGAAUGCCUUGCAUUAUAGAAAGAUUUUGUAUAGAAAGGUCCGUCGAUAGAUG
Aspergillus pseudonomiae is the source of this 1088-nucleotide messenger RNA. Its product is annotated as pyridoxal 5'-phosphate synthase glutaminase subunit PdxT. The record is from RefSeq and is a predicted model, not a curated record. Gene Ontology annotation, cellular component: cytosol; glutaminase complex. The transcript is spliced from 2 exons. Bases 205 to 1038 code for a protein of 277 amino acids. Gene Ontology annotation, molecular function: glutaminase activity. Lineage: Eukaryota; Fungi; Ascomycota; Eurotiomycetes; Eurotiales; Aspergillaceae. Gene Ontology annotation, biological process: pyridoxine metabolic process; pyridoxal 5'-phosphate biosynthetic process.